Molecule: messenger RNA, 1216 nt
Organism: Ipomoea nil (Japanese morning glory)
Lineage: Eukaryota; Viridiplantae; Streptophyta; Magnoliopsida; Solanales; Convolvulaceae
Product: protein SIEVE ELEMENT OCCLUSION B-like
Exons: 3
Coding region: 74-997 (307 amino acids)
Biological process (GO): phloem development
Source: RefSeq, a predicted model, not a curated record
UCAAGUUGGGGGAGACCCUAUUGUCAUUUCACUCGAUAAACGGGGAAGAUUGGUUCAUUCUAAUGCACUACACAUGAGAUUCACAUGGGGAGAUCAACUUUCUGAAUGGAGAACAAUGAGAUCAGGUGGUACAAUCCUUUCAUUAGAAAAUGAGUUGAGGGAAAGGACUUCUGGUGCUGACCGUGUGAUUGGUGACAUUGACAACCAAAUUCAUAAUUUUGCGAGAGAGGUCCGCAAAAUGAUCAAAGAUUGGAUUGACGACAUCGAGAUCAAGAUGAAAAGUUCGUUUCGUUCAUUCAACUACACGCGUGAGAGGGAACAAGAGCUUUGGCUUAAAGAAUCUUGGAAUCUUAAGCUUGUAGUAGGAGCGACUCACAAAUGGGAUUUCCAAAAGAGGCUAAACUCGUGGAUUGAUGAUGAUGAAAAGUACAUUUUCUUGUGCGGAGGCAAUAACAUUAAACGAGUUCUAGAAUUUGUACUUAAGGUACAAGAAGUUCGUUCCAAAUUCCAAAUAAAUAUGAAAAUUGCAUACGUUGGAAGAAGAGGAAGAAAAAUGGUUAAAGAGGUGAGUAAAGCAUGUGAUUAUGAAUUUGAACCUUAUGAUAUUAAGUGGUUUUGGACACGACUUCAUAGUGUGACCUCAUCUAGGAUCCAAUAUUUGAGUAAGGCUGGAAUUGAUGAAAGAAGUGACGAAAUUUUGCAAAGACUUAGAAAAUUAUUAUCUUAUGGAGAUGAAUGUACAACAAUUGGAUCAUGGGCCUUGUUGGGCAAAGGGAAAAGAAUAAUUGGAUGUGAUAUGGGAGACAAAAUGUUACAAGUCUUGAAUGAGUAUGAGAAAUGGGAGAACAAUGCACAUGCCGAUGAUUUUGAACAAGCAUUCAAGGAUUGCUAUGAGAUGCUUAAUACUUCUUCUUCUUCUUCCAAUCAACACUCUUGUUGUGCUCUCAAUCACCCAUCUAAUUUGGAUAAAAUUCCAGAGGCUGUGCCCUGCCCUUAAUGUAACCACAACAUGCAUAAAUUUGUCACUUUCUCUUGCUGUCAUGGGCCGACCAAUUAUUUUUAUUAUCUACAGAAUGAAGACUACAAGAAAUAAUACUAGAGUUUAUGUUCCACUUGCACUGGCUGUUGGAGUUGUUGUGGUGCAUGGUCUUCAUGCAUGUAUUAUGUUUGUACUUGUACUUUCUUAGUUGAAUAUACAUACAAAUUAAACCUUUAA